This is a messenger RNA of Eimeria mitis, 2583 nucleotides long. Its product is annotated as ATP-dependent (S)-NAD(P)H-hydrate dehydratase, related. The coding region runs from base 1 to 2583 and encodes 860 amino acids. The record is from RefSeq and is a predicted model, not a curated record. The transcript has 10 exons. Gene Ontology annotation, molecular function: ATP-dependent NAD(P)H-hydrate dehydratase activity. Gene Ontology annotation, biological process: metabolite repair. Lineage: Eukaryota; Apicomplexa; Conoidasida; Eucoccidiorida; Eimeriidae.
AUGGGCUUUGCUGACUCUGCUGUUGCUUCUGCUGCUGCUGCUGCUGCUGCUUCUGCUAUUGCUGCUGCUGCUGCUGCUGCUGGAGUGGCACUGCAGCGAGUUGCAGCAGCUGCAGGAGAACGCACAGAAGCAGCAGCAAAACCAGCAAGAACAGAGCAACAGCAACAGCAACAGCAACAGCAGCAGCAGCAGCAGGCCUAUCAACAACAGCAGCAGCAGCAUGAGGCACCCACCGACAGCAGCAACGAGGCUGGUGUUAAGAAGCAUCUCUACGAGGGUGACGGGGCCGCAUACGCAGCUACAGCAGACCAGCAGCAGCCUAACAACCCCACCGUUGCUGCUGCUGCUCUUGCUGCUGCAGCAGCUGCUGCUCCCGCUGCUGCUGCUGGUGAAACUAUAUUCAAUAUGCAGCGCCACGCCCUCACCAACCUCUGCAGCAGAGCAGCAGCGGCAGCAGCAACAGCAGCAGCAGCAGCAGCAGCAGCAGCAGCAAGACAGUCUACAUCGAUAAGCGUCACAGCUCGCCUUCUCCCCGGGCAGCAGCAGCAGCAGCAGCAGCAAGUCUCCUCUGCUGCUUGCUUCUUGCCCCACACAUAUUAUCGCGCAGCAGCUCCAGUGUCUGCAGCAGCAGCUCUGGCCGCGGCAGUACCGGUCGCAGCAGCAACAGCAGCAGCUGCAGCAGCAGCAAAAGGAGCAAGGAUGGCGCCCAGCUUGUCUCCAUGGCCGCAUGGUUCUGGCGGCAAGGCCAGCAGCAGCAGCAGCAGCGGCAGCAGCAGCAGCAGCAGCAGCAGCGCAGCGGGAACGCUGCACACGCAGCACAAGCUGUCGAGUAUGCUGGUGCUAACAAAGGAAGAAGUUGACGCAGCCCACAAGGCCACAGACCAGUGGCUUCGAGUUGUCGAGGAGGUUUUGCUGCCUCCAGUUGACUUCAGAGAGCACAAGGGGAGAUACGGCAAGGUUUGUGUUAUCGGCGGAUCUGCCGCCUACACAGGGGCCCCUUACUUCGUUGCCUCUGCUGCUCUGCGUAUGGGGGCGGACUUGGCUACGGUGAUAACAACACCCACCGCUGCUGUGCCCAUCAAGUCAUACAGCCCGGAGCUUCUCGUCUACCCUAUACUACCUUGCCGCUACGGACUGCACGGGAAGGCCACCGACCAUGACGGCCCCUUUGACUACCAGAUGGAGUUGGCGCGGCUCAGAAUUCAUGCGGAGCCUCUGCUGCGCAAGGCCGACGUCGUUGUGAUAGGGCCUGGCCUUGGGGGCAGCAGCAACUACCGCAUCCAUGAGGAGGAUGAAGCGCUGCAGCAGCAGCAGCACCACCACCAGCAUCAGCAUCAGCAGCAGCAGCAGCAGCAGCAGCAGCAGCACGGGCACAAGGCUGGAGAUAAGAGUAGCGGUGGGGGCCGCUUGUCUCAGUUGUUUAAGGGGGCGCUAGACGAUAUGCAUAAGGUAGUGAGGAGCUCAUCAUCAGCUUGUGCUGCAGCAGAUCAGAAAGCAGCAGCAGCAGCAGCAGCAGCAGCAGCAGCAGACCCAACCAACCCCACUACUAUGGACCACGCACGACUCAAGGCAGCAGCGAAGGAAGCGGAAGCUGCUGCAGCAGUCACACAAAAAGCAGCAAUUAUGCUGCUGAGGCUCUGCAUACACCUGCGUAAACCCCUCGUGCUGGAUGCGGAUAUGCUGCGUAUUUUAUCUAUCCACGGUCACGAGCACUUCCUCUCUCUGCUUGAGGGCUAUGGGGAGGCAGUGUUGACCCCCAAUGCAUACGAGUUAGACUUGCUGCUGCAGGCGCUGCGUCGGCGUCAGCACCAGCUGCAGCAACCACCACCAGCAGCAGCAGCAGCAGCAACAGCAGCAGGAGCAGCAGGAGGAGAAGAACAUCUUCCUCAUAGUAGAACGCAUGCAUUGUUUCCCCCCUCUGUUAAGGCUGAAACACUCACACACCACAUAAGAGAGACAGUGGGGCUGCUGCGGGGCCCUACAGUAUUCGCAAAGGGGCGCGUAGAUUUGUUGGGGGCUUAUCUAGGGUAUGAUAGGAAAGAAGAGACAAAAGAAGAGACAAAAGGAGAUAAAAAAACAGAACUAAAAAGAGACAGCAGCACAGCAGCAGCAGCAGCAGAACCACCAGCAGCAGCAGCAGCAGCAGCAGCAGCAGCAGCAGAAGAGGUUUUUGUUGCUGUCAGCAGCCUUGACGUUCGCUUCUUGGGGGCCCCCAAACGAUCAGGGGGCCAGGGAGAUGUACUCUGCGGGGUGAUAGCACAGAUGCUGGUGUGGGGGGAGAGGGGGCGGGGGCAGCAGCAGCUGCGAGAGCUGCAUAUGUGUGCGGAGAGUAUAGGAUUGAAGCUGCCUGCAUGCAGCAGCAGCAGCAGCAGCAUAAGCAGCAGCAGCAGCAGCAGCAGCAGCAGCAACGCAGCAGCCCAAAUGUUGCUGCUGCAUGCAGCUAGUCUUCUUACACGCCAGGCUGCUGCUCUCGCAUUCAGGCACCACGGCAGGGGCCUCAGCGUCAACCAAAUAUUAGAUAAACUCAAUGCUGCUGCUGCUAUCGUCUUUCCUAAGGCAUGGCUGCAGCAGGAUACACUAUAA